AUGACAAAUCUGUUGAAGAAACAAGGCAUCAUUCACAAGGUAGCGAUAGCCUACCAUCCCCAGACCAAUGGUCAAACCGAGGUGUCAAAUAGGGAGAUCAAGCGCAUAUUAGAGAAGAUCAUAAAGCCUUACAGGAAGGACUGGAGUGCUCGACUGGCAGAUGCGCUUUGGGCUUACCGAACCGCAUACAAGACACCUAUCAGAAUGAGUCCCUUCCGCCUCAUCUACGGGAAGGCUUGUCACCUUCCAGUAGAAGUGGAACACAAGGCUUACUGGGCUGUGAAGGAAUGCAACUCGGGAUUGGGAGGAGCCGGCAUUGAAAGGAAGCUACAACUACAGGAAUUAGAGUGCCUUCGAUUGGAAGCGUAUGAGAACUCACGGCUCUACAAGAAAAAGGUAAAGGCGAUGCAUGACAGGAAUAUCAAGCAGAGAGAGUUUAGAGUUGGGGAUCUGGUCAUCCUCUAUAACUCAAUGCUAAGACUCAUGCCAGGAAAGUUGCGAUCAAGGUGGGAAGGACCCUACAGGGUGGAGAAGGUUGAACCUUAUGGAGUCUUUCACCUGAGCUAUCCGUCAAGCCCUACCUUCUUCAAGGUAAACGGCCACCGCUUGAAGUUAUAUCAUGGUGAGAAGAUGAAGAGCAAAAAGGAGCUGGAGAUCAUCCACUUGAAGGAUCCAGCACAAGAAGAGGACUAA
Messenger RNA from Arachis stenosperma, 693 nucleotides. RefSeq lists its product as uncharacterized. Gene Ontology annotation, biological process: DNA integration. The record is from RefSeq and is a predicted model, not a curated record. NCBI's taxonomy places the organism in Eukaryota, Viridiplantae, Streptophyta, Magnoliopsida, Fabales, Fabaceae. The coding region runs from base 1 to 693 and encodes 230 amino acids. Gene Ontology annotation, molecular function: nucleic acid binding. The transcript has a single exon.